Messenger RNA from Mixia osmundae IAM 14324, 1071 nucleotides. RefSeq lists its product as uncharacterized. Gene Ontology annotation, cellular component: plasma membrane; fungal-type vacuole. Lineage: Eukaryota; Fungi; Basidiomycota; Mixiomycetes; Mixiales; Mixiaceae. The record is from RefSeq and is a predicted model, not a curated record. The transcript has 3 exons. Bases 1 to 1071 code for a protein of 356 amino acids.
AUGAGCAGCGAUACAUACGUCAAUCGCAUUCUUGCCCACAAUCCGGGUCUGACACUCGCCAAUGUCACCUUCUGGCCUGAUCUGACCGGCUGUACCGAUACGAGUCUGAUACCCUCGGACUAUCUGGAUGGCGCGCCGAUCUACCAUUCUGCCACUGGCAAAUGCUACCAGUUUAAUAACGACGGCUCGAUUGCCUACUAUGCACAGUAUGGUUACAAUCCUGCACUCGCGACCGGCGUCGUCUUUGCCGUCAUCUUCGGUCUCCUGACUGUUCUUCACUUUGGGCUCGCUGCCAAGUCGCGACGCUGGUGGCUCUUUGUCGUCGGCGUUGGCGGUAUAACCGAACUCAUCGGAUGGGUCGGCCGUGCGCUGUCGGGCACUGACAAUACUGCGAGCGUCAACGCCUCGAACUACUUUCUCGUUCAGAUUGUCUGUCUCACUAUCGCGCCUGUCUUCUUCAGUGCGGCAUGCUACGCUACACUUGUCAUCAUCGUCGCUCAUCUAUCCCAAUUCGGAGACACGCACUCACGCUUCUCGCCCAGGCGGCUGACCUGGUUCUUCGUCACGACUGACAUUAUCUCGCUCGUCAUGCAAGCUGCCGGCGGCGGCAUCACGUCUGGCGCAAAUUCAAUCUCUACGCAAACUACGGGCACGCACAUCUUCCUGGCCGGUAUCGCCUUUCAGCUAGUCUGCAUGGUCAUCUUCUCCGGCCUAUACGCGGAAUUCUUCUACAAAUACACUCGCGACCACAAGCUGCCACGGAAAAUUGCCUACUUGGGCAGCGGUGUCGGUCUUGCUUCCUUGCUCAUCAUCAUACGUGGCAUUUACCGGACCAUCGAGCUCGCACAAGGCUGGAAUGGCUAUCUCAUCACGCGGGAACGGUACUUCCUCGGCCUCGAUGCAGCCAUGAUGGUGCUCUGUAUGACCGUCCUUGCCGUCUCGCAUCCUGUCUUCACUUUGCCAAAGGAGCCCGGGACGACGCCGGGUGCCUCGGAUACGAUCAACAGUACAAGCUCGCAGAGCAGCUUCGAUAGAUCUCAACCCAAAAUGGAAGAGAUCAAUACUGCCUAG